Molecule: messenger RNA, 3196 nt
Organism: Xyrichtys novacula (pearly razorfish)
Lineage: Eukaryota; Metazoa; Chordata; Actinopteri; Labriformes; Labridae
Source: the annotation of a GenBank genome assembly
GAGAGUGCUUUGUUUCGACAAGGGUGUGUCGGUAGCCACCAUCACAUUAUUGCCAAUGAAAACAUAUCACCUCUAGCAUUGAAGGCUAGUUAUACCUCGACGCUGUAAAAAUCAGCUGACAGCUCAACACCCGCAGCAGAUUACUUUGACCAGUGCGUGAACUGGGAUGUCUGCAGCCGACUGGUACGCCCACAAAUCGCUCGGAGACGGACUGUUCUGGAUCCAGGAGCGAUUCUACCAGUCAGAUAACCGGGCCAACAUCUGGCUGCUCCGCGGCUCACACCAGGACGUGGUGAUAGACACCGGGCUGGGCUUGAGAAGCUUACCUGACUACAUCGACGCCAAGGGGCUUCUCGGCAAAGACCCGCAGAGGAAAAACCCGCUGUUGGCCAUCGCCACCCACGCCCACUUCGACCACUCGGGCGGUCUGCAUCAGUUCCAACAGGUGGGCGUCCACAGCCUAGAGGUCGAUGCUUUGGCCAACGGAGACAACUUCGAGACGGUCACCUGGCUCAGCGACAGGGAGAUAGUCGAGGCUCCCAGUCCUGGAUGGAGAGCGAGGCACUACAAAGUGAAGGCGGUGCAGCCGACACACAUCCUGCAGGAGGGUAGGUGGGAGGUGCAGCACGUGCAGAUGUGAUUGAUUGUAGAGGGGUGGAUGUGUGACCAAAAGGCAGGUCAAAGGUCUCAAUGCGAUCGGCAUUACGCACGAUACCAUCUGACGGUAUCUAAGGCAUGCGAUCGGCAUUAUGCACGAUACCAUCUGAUCGGCAUUACGCACGAUACCAUCGGACGGUAUUUAAUAGAUGCGCACGUUCUCAGUAGCUUGCAUACUCUCUAUAUGAAAUCCUUUGUAUCCCCACAGGAGGGUCUUACCUCAAAUUUAGGGAAAACAUGUAGGUUUGUGUUAGGUAUAGUGUUUACAUUGGUGUAGAUGGCUCAUUAUAUAACAUAAAAUACAUACAUGAGUGCAGAUAAGGGCCUUUCAAGUCCCACCCUAAAGUAAACUGUAUAAGUGAAACAAUAGCUGCCCAGAAAUAUGUGAUUGGUCUCCUUUUGCUUUGCUUAUUCUCUCUAUUGGCAGAGCAGCUCCAUUUGAAGCUUUUGUUCUUUGGUUGAUUUUACUUCAGCCAAGAAACAAAGAAGACAAAAACAGGCCAUACUAAAGGAAACACCCCUUUGGAGUACAUACUACCUCACUGCACAGAUCUGGUUAUCACCUACUGUACUGUGAGCAGAUACACACCUUAUUCAUCCUGUGCAGUUUAAGUAAUUAACCUGAAACUUAAAAAUCAUAACUUAAUUGUAUAAUAGUUGUUAUUCAGCUUUGGCUUAAAAUGAACAUUUGAUCUUAAAAUUGCAAAAUCAUGAUCUGUUACCAUCUUUAGUAUUCUUGCAGUGUAAUUCUGCAAUGCUGGUCAAUACACUGAGUUGCUCUGCUGUGUCAGAGACACUGCUGCAGUGCAGGUGGAAUAUCUCAUUGCACAGUGUGUCAGUUUCACCCUCCCAUCAAGCUGAGUACAGCCUGGACCAAAUCGAUUAUUUACUGAAAGUUCCACUUUUUUUACUUCAUGGCAAGAAUAGGUGACUUAUUGAAAAGACAGUUUGUACCCUGGCGUGAUUCAACCCUGCCAAAUAACAAGGAUCAUGAAAAUACAGUUUGGAUCCACUUAUUUAUUUGCAACUUUGAUGGAUUUUAAAAUAUAUAUCGUGUCUGUAGGCGUGGAUGAUUUAAAAAAAUAUCAUAUGUUUAUCUCUUUCCUGUACAGGAGAUGUCAUCAACCUGGGUGACAGACAGCUGACAGUGCUCCACAUGCCUGGUCACUCUCGAGGUAGCAUCUGCCUCCAUGACCGUGACAACAAGCUGCUUUUCAGUGGAGAUGUGGUGUAUGAUGGAGCCAUGAUUGACUGGCUGCCCUACAGCAGGGUCAGUGACUACAUCAGCAGCUGUGAACGCCUGGUAGGGCUGGUGGAUAGUGAACAGGUAACAUUUGAACCAUUUCAAGGUUUUAUCAUUUUCGAUAAGAUGUUUUGAUGCACAACAAAUAAUUUGUGUCAUCUAAAUACAGUAGAUUCUCAGUUAUUUUAAAGAAUACCUGUUAAUGUGAGCUACACUGUAAGUCAGGAGGUGAUUUGUUAACGAUAACAAUGUGGAGCUGAUAAGUGUAUGGACUUUUACUCCAGAGAUAAACUGUAUGUUAUAAAUUGAUGGAUACCGUAUGGUUGUAAUGUUCAUAGUAAAGGAAACAAUGUUUAACUUUUACUCUACAGAAAGUUUUUAACAACCGGCAAAUCUAUUUCACAGGUUGACCAAGUCCUCCCGGGACACUACAACACCUUUGGUGCCAAGCGUCUCAACAGGAUUGCAUCUACGUAUAUCAGCAGAGCUGGCACCUGCCCUGCAAAGGUCUCUACAUUUGCUUGGAGGACUCUGGCCGGGGUGGCUCUGCGGGCGUGUAACCCACGUAGUGCCUGCUGAUGGGAGUGGAUUACGUGGGUUGGAGGGAGCACAAGUUCACAAAGGAAAGUGUUUAAAUAUGGAGGACAUGAGGAAGGUGAUGAAAGAUGACACCCCUUAUGUAUCUGUAUAUUGAUGUAACAGUGUCCAUUCACUUAUGUAAUCCAACAGAAAUCACAUACUUGCCAAACUUAGUCUAAAAUGCCACUAUUGGGUUACAUAAGUCAAUAUCAGCAUCAUAUGAAGCAUAUUAUACAAAGUAUUUAAUAGUGUGAUUCUGUUCUAUACUGAUGGAUAUGUAUUUGUUGAGUUAAAUAAUAUUAUAUGUAUGUUUUUAUACUAUAAGCAGUAAUAAAGUUAUAAUAGCACAACAAUGUACAACUCUGCACUUCAAACUAAAAAGCAGGGAGCUAGCUAUAGGUUCUCCUUUGAGGAAUUUAGUCCAUAUGGCCAUAGUAUCUCUCUAUGCAUUUUACAAUGCUCAGUGAAGACUCAGUGUCGACUACCUCCUGUGUUUGUAACAGUGCUUUGUACUAUUGACAAAUCCAAGGCUUUGCUAAGGAAACAUUGACAAUAAAGCCCCGUUCUACCUGCAUUUGUUUUUGCUUCUACAAAACUGAGAACUGCAGCUUCCACCUGCAAGUGUUUAUCGCAUAAGAUGGGCUAUCCUGUGGGAUUUAUUGCUGCAGGGUGAGUGUGAAUAAAAUUGGAUCAAGUAUGAUCCAUCAUAUGCUCAGA